CUUAUAUAAAAGCCUCUCACUAAACUCCGCAGAAAAUCGCUAGCUAGAUCUGAAGAAAUGGCGACGGCGUUGAAGAAGAACAGGAAGAAGAGAGGCCACGUCAGCGCCGGUCACGGGCGUAUCGGGAAGCACCGCAAGCAUCCCGGAGGUCGCGGUAACGCGGGAGGUAUGCACCACCACCGUAUCCUCUUCGACAAGUACCAUCCAGGUUACUUCGGGAAGGUGGGUAUGAGGUACUUCCACAAGCUCCGCAACAAGUUCUACUGCCCCAUCGUCAACCUCGACAAGCUCUGGUCGCUCGUCCCCGAGGACGUGAAGGCCAAGGCGGGCAAGGAUAAGGUGCCGAUGAUCGAUGUGACGCAGCACGGGUUCUUCAAGGUUCUGGGGAAAGGUCAUUUGCCUGAGAACAGGCCUUUUGUGGUGAAGGCGAAGCUUAUUUCGAAGACUGCUGAGAAGAAGAUUAAGGAGGCUGGUGGUGCCGUUGUGCUUACUGCCUAAGUGUUAGUUGUUUGAGUUUCGUUUUUGUGUUUUUGAAUUGUUAUCUUCUGAGAUGUUGAGCUUGCUUUUUGGAUAUUUUGGAAUGAGAUAUCUUUUAAUUAAUAUUAAUGGAUUAUAUGAUCGUUGUUUUGAGUUUAAA
Brassica napus (rape) is the source of this 637-nucleotide messenger RNA. Its product is annotated as 60S ribosomal protein L27a-2-like. Gene Ontology annotation, molecular function: structural constituent of ribosome. The coding region runs from base 58 to 498 and encodes 146 amino acids. Gene Ontology annotation, cellular component: cytosolic large ribosomal subunit; ribosome. The transcript has a single exon. The record is from RefSeq and is a predicted model, not a curated record. Lineage: Eukaryota; Viridiplantae; Streptophyta; Magnoliopsida; Brassicales; Brassicaceae. Gene Ontology annotation, biological process: translation.